Messenger RNA from Dioscorea cayenensis subsp. rotundata (Guinea yam), 1694 nucleotides. Its product is annotated as proline iminopeptidase. Gene Ontology annotation, biological process: proteolysis. The record is from RefSeq and is a predicted model, not a curated record. NCBI's taxonomy places the organism in Eukaryota, Viridiplantae, Streptophyta, Magnoliopsida, Dioscoreales, Dioscoreaceae. Gene Ontology annotation, molecular function: peptidase activity. The transcript is spliced from 10 exons. Bases 83 to 1447 code for a protein of 454 amino acids.
CUUCCUCAUCCACUUCUUUUCCGCAUCGCUCGCUGCCUCCGCCCCCCCUUCGCCGUUCCCCGACGAGGGCUGGCGAGCUUCCAUGGAUUAUGGCACCAAGGACUACAUCUCCGGCCACUGGUACUCCGUCCCCGAUCUCUCUCUCCGGGAUCACCGCUUCUCCGUCCCCCUUGACUACUCAUCCCUUUCCGAUCGGAUCAUCGUCUUUGCCCGGGAGGUCGUCUCAGUUGGUAAGGAAGAGAAACAAUUACCAUACUUGCUAUACUUACAAGGGGGGCCAGGAUUUGAGAGUCCUCGUCCAGCUGAAGCUUCUGGAUGGAUGAAGAGGGCGUGUGAAGAAUAUCGUGUUAUUUUGUUAGAUCAGCGUGGAACUGGUCUAUCAACCCCUUUAACAGUCUCGUCUCUUUCGCAACUUGGAUCUGCCACAAAGUUGGCUGACUACAUGAAGCACUUUCGGGCAGAUAGCAUAGUGAAUGAUGCAGAGUUUAUUCGGGUCCGUCUUGUACCAGAUGCGGAACCUUGGACAAUUUUAGGACAAAGUUACGGUGGCUUUUGUGCGGUUACCUAUUUGAGUUUUGCUCCAAAAGGUCUCAAAUCUGUUCUUUUAACUGGUGGUCUCCCUCCAAUUGGAAAUGGUUGCACUGCAGAUACAGUGUACAAAGCUUGCUUUGAGCAGGUUCUUUCUCAAAAUGAAAAGUAUUAUAAAAGAUUUCCUCAGGACAUUGCAGUUGUCUGUGAAGUGGUAAAUUACCUCGCUAAACUCGAAGGUGGAGGGGCACUCCUUCCAUCUGGAGGAAUUUUAACACCAAAGGGGUUGCAGACUCUCGGACUUGUGGCUUUAGGAUCUGGUGGUGGUUUUGAACGUUUGCAUUUCAUGUUUGAACGAGUCUGGGAUCCUAUACUAGUUCCAGGGGCGAAGAAACAGAUCAGUCACUAUUUCUUGAAAGCUUAUGAGAGCUGGAUACAAUUUGACACGAACCCAAUCUAUGCCCUACUUCACGAAGCCAUAUAUUGCCAGGGUGCUUCAUCGAGAUGGUCAGCUCAUAAAAUUAGGGGUGAACAUGAGGAUAUUUUUGAUCCAAUCCAAGCUGCAAAAGAGGCACGCCCUGUGUAUUUUACUGGUGAGAUGAUAUUCCCAUGGAUGUUUGAUGAAAUUCAUGCUCUAAGACCUUUCAAGGAAACUGCUCAUUUGUUGGCCGAGAAGCAGGAUUGGCCCCCAUUGUAUGAUGUCGAAGUACUAAAUAAUAAUAAGGUUCCAGUUGCUGCUGCUGUAUAUUAUGAGGACAUGUAUGUUAACUUCAACGUCGCAAUGGAAACAGCUUCGCAGAUUGCUGGCAUCAGGUUAUGGGUAACAAAUGAAUUUAUGCACUCGGGUCUUCGCGAUGGAGGGCCGCAAGUUUUUGAUCAACUGAUGGGAAUGCUUCAAGGGAGAAAACCUUGGUUCUGAUUUGUAAAUGAAUGUAAUUCACAUUUACAUCUGAAAAUCAUGGAUUGAUGGUUUCAAUCCUCAGUGUCCACUUGAUUUGUGCUGGUUUAGAAUAAGUUAUGUAAUAAGGCUCUAAUUUAUUAGUACAAGAGGUGGUAUGAUUUUAUGGCAUGUUCUUUUGCUGACACUUCAGGGUGUGUUUGAAUUGAUGGAAAAAUGAAGAAAAAAGAUAUGAAAAGAAAAAUUAUGAAUUUAUUAUCUUGUUUCA